Molecule: messenger RNA, 918 nt
Organism: Heterostelium album PN500
Lineage: Eukaryota; Evosea; Eumycetozoa; Acytosteliales; Acytosteliaceae
Product: dublecortin domain-containing protein
Exons: 3
Coding region: 1-918 (305 amino acids)
Biological process (GO): intracellular signal transduction
Cellular component (GO): microtubule organizing center; microtubule
Source: RefSeq, a predicted model, not a curated record
AUGGCAACUACUACAGAAUCACCAGCCAAAAAAAUGUCGAAAUUUGGAGUUCAAACGGAGAAGGGAAAAGUAAUCCAUGCCUGGAGAAAUGCAGACAAGUACCAAGUUGAAGGUGUCCGUAUUGUCAUACAUUCUACUAAAUAUAAAACAUAUGACCAACUAAAAGUUGAAUUAAGUCAAAAAGUUGGACUAUAUACCGGUGCAGUACAGAGAGUAUACUCUACACAAAAGAAAUUGAUUAAAGGAUUAGAGGAUUUCGAAGAUAAUCAGAAUUAUAUUUGUUGUGGUGCUGAGAAGUUAAGUGAAGAUAUAUAUCCAAAGGGUUUGAUUGGUAUUUUUGUUGUAAAGAGUGAACAGGCACAUCCAUCGAUAUCGACAGCCAAAUCCGUUAGUUCAGAGCCAUCGAGUGGUGACCACUCAACCAGUACCACUUCCACCACCUCGUCAAGCACACCCGAGAGCUCGACUACCCCAACUUUGUCGUCGAUGGGUGCACAGCCAGGUCAGUCAUUGUCACGUCGCACACCAAGUCCAGGCUCAAAGAAACCGGUGGUUUCAUCGUACAAGGAUGGCGUACCCAAGAAAUUCGCCAUCGGAACAGACAAGGCAAAGGUGAUUUUGGCAUUCAGAAACGGUGACAAGGUGCACAGCGGAGAGAAGAUUACGAUUCACUCGACCAAGUACAGAACUUACGAUCAGUUGAAAGAACAUCUUUCUAAGCAAGUCGGAUUGGUCACUGGACCCGUCCGUAAAGUAUACUCAUUCGACGGUAAGCAAGUAAAGGCACUCGAGGAUUUCGUAGAUGGUCAGAAUUACAUUUGUUGUGGUGGGGAACCAGUUCACUUAGAAACUACAUACAACGUACCGGCACCAGCAGCAGCAGCAGUGCCGGCAUCACAUGAAGAUGGUGUUUAUUAA